Messenger RNA from Penicillium soppii, 864 nucleotides. Its product is annotated as MBL fold metallo-hydrolase. NCBI's taxonomy places the organism in Eukaryota, Fungi, Ascomycota, Eurotiomycetes, Eurotiales, Aspergillaceae. The coding region runs from base 1 to 864 and encodes 287 amino acids. The record is from RefSeq and is a predicted model, not a curated record. The transcript has a single exon.
AUGUCAUCCGUUCUUCGAGCCGACGUUUACGUCUCAUCUCGUCUUCCAAUUGCCAUUGAAAGAGCCGGUGGCUCGAGUGCCUUCUCGCCUAUCUCAUGCACUCUGAUUCAGGGCCAAUCAGAAGCUGUCUUGGUUGAUACCCCAAUUUCUGUGUCCCAGACUGAAGACCUAGUUUCAUGGAUCAAGCAAACAGCCAUCGGCAAAGACCUGAAAUACGUCUACAUCACGCACGGCCACGGUGAUCACUGGUUCGGAAUAUCGAUCAUUCAAAAGCACUGGCCAAAUGUGCGAGCGAUUGCUACGCCUGCCACUGUCUCCAGUAUGAAAGAGCAGGUUUCUCCGGAGAAGUUUGAGGGGAUAUGGCUCAAAUUUUUCCCGGGCGACCAAAUUCCUCAGCCUCUUGUUCUAGCGUCAGCAAUGGACUCGGACAACUUUGAGAUUGAGGGACACACCUUCCGGGCAAUUGAAGUUGGCCACUCUGACACUCAUGAUACAACCAUUCUUCAUGUCCCGAGUAUAAACCUAGUUGUAGCAGGAGAUGUGGUGUACGGGGACGUCCAUCAAUAUUUCGGUGAAGCAAACACCACCGAGAAGAGGAAAGAAUGGCUUCGUGCGAUCGACAUGAUCGAAGCUCUGAACCCUCAAACUGUUGUCGCAGGCCACAAGCGGGCCGGCACCGUGGACGGAGUAUUCAACUUGAGAACGACAAGACAAUACAUCGAAGACUUUGAAAGCGCAACCAAAACUACAUCAAACUGGCAAGAGCUGUGGGAAAGAAUGCAAUUAUUGUAUCCUGGACGCAUUAAUCCGCAUGCAAUUCUUGCAGGGGCAAUGGCCGCCUUCCCUAGUGAGGCAAAGAUAUAA